Molecule: messenger RNA, 1257 nt
Organism: Magnolia sinica
Lineage: Eukaryota; Viridiplantae; Streptophyta; Magnoliopsida; Magnoliales; Magnoliaceae
Product: vesicle-associated protein 4-2-like
Exons: 7
Coding region: 264-1046 (260 amino acids)
Biological process (GO): endoplasmic reticulum membrane organization
Cellular component (GO): plasma membrane; endoplasmic reticulum membrane
Source: RefSeq, a predicted model, not a curated record
AACUCCCAAAGAGUAAAGUGGCUUCGACGUCUCUCCCUGUCUCUCUCUCUCAUCCACCCCAAGCCAACACCAGUGAUUCCUUUGAUAUUACAAAACAAAAGGAGAGAGAGAGAGGGGGAGAGAAUUUUCAGAAAUCAAGAUCCCAAAAAAUCAACACCACCCUUUUCUCAAUGUCCUGAGGUGGAAACCGCAUCAAAAACUGGUUUCCCGAGUUGGAUUUGCCCUUUUUUUAAAAAAAUUAUUUGAGAGAGAGAGAGAGAGAGAUGGCUAUGGUAGAAGAGAAAUCAGUUCAUGACGGUAAGGUUUGGAGUCUGUGUCGCAUGCCCUUUUGGCAGAUGGGGAAUUCGUCUUCUUCUUCCUCCUCCUCGCAGCACCAUCUGCAACAGCAGCCGCAGCAGCACCAUAUCGAGGGAUCGAAUCCCCACCCGAGCUCGGUCUCUUCGGUGGCGAAAUCGUUGCUUCCGACGCGUCGGAGGCUGCGUCUUGAUCCCUCGAGCAAACUCUACUUCCCAUAUGAACCUGGUAAACAGGUUAGAAGUGCGAUCAGGAUUAAAAAUGUCAGCAGAUCUCAUGUUGCAUUCAAGUUCCAAACAACUGCACCUAAGAGUUGUUUCAUGCGUCCUCCUGGGGGCAUACUUUCUCCUGGUGAAAGUAUCAUAGCAACAGUGUUCAAGUUUGUGGAGCUUCCAGAGAACAACGAGAAACCAAUAGAUCAGAAGAGCAAGGUUAAGUUUAAGAUCAUGAGUUUGAAGGUGAAGGGAGUAAUGGAAUAUGUACCCGAGCUGUUUGACGAGCAAAAAGAUCAAGUAGCAGUUGAGCAAAUUCUGCGGGUUGUAUUCUUAGAUGCGGAACGCCCUAGCCCUGCAAUGGAAAAAUUGAAGCGCCAAUUGGCCGAGGCUGAGUCUGCACUUGAAGCACGUAAGAAACCUCCUGAAGACACUGGUCCACGGCCUGUUGGUGAAGGACUUGUCAUUGACGAAUGGAAAGAACGAAGGGAAAGAUACCUUGCUCGGCAACAAGUCGAAGGGGUUGUUGAUUCAGUGUAAAGUUCAGUUUGCUGUUAUUCUUAGCGUUUCUUUUGCUUGAAUGGAAUGAUAUUGUUAUGUGUUGUGGAGAAAGGAUGUAUCAAUGUCCACCCAUUUUGGCUUUGGGUUAUGUGCGGUUUGUUUAGAGGUCCGUCUAAGAUGAAAUAACAUAUUUUUAUGUCAUAAAAUGUGGCAUGAACCUUAUGUGUUUGAGGCACUUUGUUCUCGCUUU